Molecule: messenger RNA, 3986 nt
Organism: Corticium candelabrum
Lineage: Eukaryota; Metazoa; Porifera; Homoscleromorpha; Homosclerophorida; Plakinidae
Product: zinc finger CCCH domain-containing protein 13-like
Exons: 4
Coding region: 11-3850 (1279 amino acids)
Cellular component (GO): RNA N6-methyladenosine methyltransferase complex
Source: RefSeq, a predicted model, not a curated record
UUGACACGUGAUGAGCAAUAUGGCGACAUCUCGUGGUGGACGGAAAGUGAUCCUUAGCGACGAAGGCAAACGUGGUUCGGCUACGAAAAAGUCAAGUGUAUUUGAUCGUUUGGGAGCUCAACCACAGGAGACUGCGAAAUCGAGCUCCCACUUUAGGUAUCCAGAGGAUUUUACAAGUACAGCUCAGCCUGAUCAACGGAAUCUUUCUGUUCAAACACAAAGACGUACUAUGAAGAUACAGAGCAGGGUGGGAGAGCGCCGUGACAGCGCAAAGACUGAUCAGACCGCAGCUAAAAUCAUCGAAGAACCACAACGUGAUUUUGGAACAGUGAAGUUUAUUAUUGAAAAGCAAAUUUCUAAAGACAAACUUGUCAAAGCGGGUGUUAAACGUCCUCGUUCAAGUCAAUCUUUUAAGGAACUGUCAGACAUCUCAGAUGACGAAUCUGAAGAUCUUGUGAAAACUGCAGUUGCUGUAAAGCCUGUGGCAUCUAAUCCUAGAGACUUUCGGGAUCUUUCUCCUGUGCCAGAUGAUGGAGAGAAUAGAAAAGGUUCUAGAAAAGGACAAAGUGGACGCCUAAAACACAGAGACAGUAGUGAGCCAGAGAGUAAGCAACCAAACCUGAUGGCAGUUGCUGAGCAAAAAGGUGUGUCGGACAAGCAAGUGAGCAGAGAGAAAGCCAUCAAAGGAGAUACCACAGACAAUAGUGGAAAGCGGAAAUUAAGACUUGUGCGGCAUGCUCACUGUGGUGUUCAGGAAUUACAAAGUGAAACUGAGGAAAGCCCUCCAAAAAAGAAACCCAAUCUCAUGGCUACAUCAGACUAUAAGAAAGAAUAUGAACAGGAUUUGAGCAAUCCAGGUGGAUCUGGUGGAAGAGCUUCGGGCAGAACUAACAAGAAGCACAAAGAAAGGAUGAUUGAUGAUGAACAACGACUUGUGAAGGAGCCUAGUAAUGACAUCAAGAAAGAUCACCAACAAAAGAACAAAAGCAAAAAAGACAUUCCAGAGAGUGAGAAAAGCAAAGGAAAAGAGACCAAAGAAAAAACAGAAAAAACAGAAAAAAUCAGCAAACAAGAGAAGACUGCUAGAGAAGAAAGAAACUUGGUAACUGGAGACACAGACUGGGCAAUCAAAGCAGAGAAAGAGAGGGGACUGAAAGGAGUAAAAACAAAGAAAGAUAGAGACAGAGAAGAGAAAGAACAGGACAAACUGGGAAGGAAUGACAAGGAAGACAAGAGAGACAGAGAUGAAAGUAGCAGAGCUGCAAAGACAAACAGUAAUAGGAGUACCAAGACAGAGCGAUUGGAAAGUACAGCUGCAAAAUCAAAGGAUGACAAGCAAGAGAAAGGUACCAAGGCAGAGCAAUUGAAAAGUACAACCUCGAAACUGAGGGAUGACAAACAUGGCAAGGAUAAAGUAGAAAAAGUGAUUGGAGAAAAAGUUGAUAAAGCUGGAAGAGAAGAGAAAAGUAGCAAAGAUGACAGACGAGACAAAGACAAGCGUGACAAGGAUAGGAGUGCCAGAGAAGGAAGAAGCGAUAAAGAAGUCAAAGACAGGGAUUGGGAAGACAGAGAUAGAGGAGACAAGGAAAGGCGAGACAAGGACAAGGAAGGAAGGGACAAGGAAGGAAGAGACAAGGACAGAGGAAAGAAAGAAUCAAGGGAGGGCAGAGUGGACAAAAACAGAGGGGAAAGGGAAGACAAAGAGAGCAGCCAAGGAAAUAAGGAGAGUAGAGACAAAGACAGAGUAGUAGCUGACAGGAAAGAUGACAUGGCAGACCAAGUCAGAGGAGGCAAAGAAAUAAGAGUAAAGGGCAAACUUGAUAGAGAUGGUAAAGACAAAGACAGAGGAGACAAGGAACAAAGAGAGAAGGAGAGAAGUGAUAGAACUGGACGGGAGAGGGAUCGAGGAUUCAAGGAUAGACGGGAGAAGAAUGCACAAGAAGUGAGUAAAUCUGCUAAAGAUGGAAAAGAAAAGGAUAGAAGAGACAAAGAGGGACGAGAAGAUAAGGGCAACAAAGAUGCUAAAGACAAGACAAUGGGAAAUAGUGAAGGGAAAGAGAGAGCCAGCGCAGACAAGGAGAACAAAGAAACGGACAGAGGACAAAGUGAUGUUAGAGACAAAGACAGAGGAGACAAAGAAAGGAGAGAGAGAGACAAGUUGGAGAGAGACAUCCGAGGGUCGACCAAGGUAGACAAAGACAAGAGAGAUGAUGACAAAGGUGACAAGGGCAAAGAGGGACACAGUAAGGGCAAACAGAAAGACAGAGACAGCAGUUCUAGAGAAAGGACAAAGCUCAGUCCAUUUAAAGAAAGUAGUAAAGAUGUGUCGCCAUGGGACCAAGGCAAGCAGGAGUACACGUAUCUAGCUGGAAGUGAUUUUGAAAAGAAAUCAGCUAGUCCUGAUUCCAGCCGGAUCAGAAGAAGUAAACGGCCAAGGUCAAGUCCUUCAGUUAACCCAAAGAGCAGCAAACGCAGAAGACAGGAAUCACCCCUACAAGGAGACAAAGAAGAAUUACACACAAAACCUGACGCCAAACAAACGAAGUCUGACAAAACUUCUGUUAUUGUUAAAACUAGUGCUACAGCCGCAGAACUUGGAAACAACCAGGAAAGAAACGACACUAAGAAAUCAGGACUCGGAGAAAGAGAGGUAGCUGGCACCGCAACUGGUGAGGUGGCAAGAAAAGAAACAAGCCAUGUCUCUUCUCGAGAGAAGAUUGAUGUAGACAUUAUAGAUGAAGUGACAGAUAGUACUGUGUACCAUGCUGCUUAUAGCAAAGAUAGUGUGGCAGGUGCUGCUGACUUGUCAGAUAUGCCAGACAAAAAUACAGGUUGCACGAGUCAUGGAAAGAAGAGCCAAGAAAAGGCUAAAGAGAAAGACAAAGACAAGGAAAAGAAAGAAAGAACUAAGGAAAGGAGCAGAGACAAAGAUAAGGGCCAUGCAGAUCGCGAUUUGCCAGAGAGAGGGCGAGAACACAAGAAGACAUCUGGAAGUCGGUAUGAGAAAAAUGAAGACUCACGGCACAAAGAACGGGAUGGAAAGCGAGAGGGCCAUACAAAGGUACGAGCAGUUGGCGAUCGAGAGCGGUCAUCAUAUAGAUCUCGACGAGACAAAUCUAAAGAUCAAUCUAAUCAUCGAGAAAGGGAACGAGAACGAAGAGAUGGAGACAGUGAGAAGGACAGGAAGGAUAGUGCAGUGUCAUCUGAAUGCACUAAACAAAAGGAUAAUCGUGACAGCCGACUGGGUGUUGGGUCAGCCCCUCAGACUGAUGAUGACUUAGACACACUGUCCGAUACAGGCAGUGAUGCACUCUUGGAUGAAGAAACGAAGGCAAAGGAAAAACAAUGCCAACUGUUGGAGUCAAUGUCAGCUGCCCAACAGCUACUUUCAGGCAUUGAUUGGGCAUCUCUACAGAGUGGCAAAAGAGAGGCAGUGGUGGGUGAUUUUACCCACAGAAUGUCUCCUGCAGCUGUCUUUUCCAGGGUUGGUGUGUCGGCUGCUUUGGCUGGAGAGGAACUUUACCAACGGAUACAGAGAGUUUGCUUGGGGCAGUCUGGUGAUGACUCGAGUUCUUCACUCGAGGAUCAAACACAAAAGUGUGAACUUGGUGAUUAUGGAUUGAAUGGUCAGUUACUGACAGCAAGACGAGACAUGGCACUUCGAGCCAAACUCAGACAUCUUUCGAGCCAGGGUCCUCAUACAUCUCAGCCUCCGCCUGUGGAUAGAGAGUUGUACCAAAUGGCUCUAUCGAUAUAUCGGCAACAAGAAAGCGAUGGGACAAAUGAGACAACAAAGUCUGCAUACAAGUUGGUGCAUUCGAAAGUGGGUUCUCUGUUACUCAAAGCAUGAGCCUAAUUAGUCUCAAGAAUUUUGAGUAUACGUAGAUAGAAAUGAACUGCAAUUGCUAAAUAUGCGGAAAGGUCACGUCUUGUUUCCAGUUCAGCUAGAUUUGUUGGCGUUAAAAAUAUCAGUCAUUCUCCUUCUA